Cyphellophora attinorum is the source of this 822-nucleotide messenger RNA. RefSeq names its product NADH-ubiquinone oxido 24 kDa subunit, mitochondrial. Gene Ontology annotation, molecular function: NADH dehydrogenase activity. The coding region runs from base 1 to 822 and encodes 273 amino acids. NCBI's taxonomy places the organism in Eukaryota, Fungi, Ascomycota, Eurotiomycetes, Chaetothyriales, Cyphellophoraceae. The transcript is spliced from 2 exons. The record is from RefSeq and is a predicted model, not a curated record.
AUGGCGUCCAAGAUGGCACCUUCGAUGCUGCGAACAGCUUCAAGAGCCGUCGCUAGAGCUUCGCGGCGCCCAUGCGAACCUCAGCAGUUCCGCGCAUUGAGCAUCUCAGCACCCAGACGGAGCGAGACACUCUCUGUCCACCGCAACACAUCCUACAACAACCCCUCAAUCCCUUUCACCUUCAACGCCACGAACCUCAAACUCAUCGACGAGAUCCUCAAACGCUACCCGCCCCAAUACAAAAAAGCCGCCGUCAUGCCCCUGCUCGACCUCGGCCAACGCCAACAUGGCUUCACCUCCAUCUCCGUCAUGAACGAAGUCGCAAAAAUCCUCGAAAUGCCCCCUAUGCGCGUCUACGAGGUCGCAACCUUCUACACCAUGUACAACCGCGAGCCAGUGGGAACCUUCUUCGUGCAGGUCUGCACCACCACGCCGUGCAUGUUGGGAGGAUGCGGAAGCGAUAAGAUCAUGAAGGCUAUUGAGGAGGAGCUGGGGAUUCACAGUGGGCACAUGACGGAGGAUGGGGUGUUUAGCUUGUUGGAGGUCGAGUGUUUGGGUGCGUGUGUGAAUGCGCCGAUGAUGCAGAUCAAUGAUGAUUACUAUGAGGAUCUGACGCCGGAGACGACGGUGCAGUUGUUGAGGGCGUUGAGGGCGAGUGUCAAGGAGGGUGGUGGGUUUGAUCCGGCCAAGGUGCCGAGGCCGGGGCCACAGGCAAGGGAGGGUGGACAGAGGGUAACGUGUGAGAAUGUCAAGGGAAGGACGACGUUGUUGGGCGACCCCCCAAAGAUCGAGAGUAUCAUGCGGACGGAUGGCGAGCUAUGA